Suricata suricatta (meerkat) is the source of this 1754-nucleotide messenger RNA. RefSeq names its product UDP-glucuronosyltransferase 3A1-like. Lineage: Eukaryota; Metazoa; Chordata; Mammalia; Carnivora; Herpestidae. Gene Ontology annotation, molecular function: UDP-glycosyltransferase activity. The transcript has 10 exons. The record is from RefSeq and is a predicted model, not a curated record. Bases 1 to 1650 code for a protein of 549 amino acids.
AUGGAGCGGCAGCAGGCGCUGCUGCUAGCUGGCUUCUUUCUGCCUGGGUUCCUGCUCUCUGAGGCCGCCAAAAUUCUGACUGCAUUUGCACUAGGUGCUUCCCAUUCUACGUUGUUUGAAUCAGAAUUUAAAUCUAGUGCUGAGCGAGAAACCAUGAGCUGCCCACUCCAGGGCAUGGCAGGGACUUUCAGAGGCACAUCCUUAAAAUGUCAGGGUGUGCAGCAGUUGCUAGUAGAAAAUGGAAAGAAGUCCAGGCCCUCCUACUUCUCUGCCAUCAUAACUCCCCUCUCCUUGCACCCAUUUCUUGCACAGGUUAAAGGUGGAAGCCAUUAUUUACUACUGGACCGUGUAUCCGAGAUUCUUCAAGAUCAUGGUCAUAAUGUCACUAUGCUUUCUUAUGGAGAAGAAUUUUUAAUCCCAGAUAUUGAAAAGGGGGAAGCAUCAUAUGAAGUUAUCAGUUGGCUUCCACCUGAAGAUCAUAAAAAAGAAUUCAAGAAAUGUUUUGAGUUCUUUGUAACAGAAGCUUUGCAUGGCAGAGAAACAUUUGACAACUUUGUAAAGUUACUAGAACAACUGGGAAUUCGAUGCAGUGAUUUGCUAAGAAGAAGUGAUAUCAUGGAUUUCUUAAAAAAUGAGAACUUUGACUUGGUAUUUGUUGAAGCAUUUGACUUCUGUUCUCUCCUGGUUGCAGAGAAGCUUGGGAAGCCAUUUGUGUCAAUUCUUCCCACCCAGUUUGGAAGUGUGGACCAUGGGCUACCAAGUCCUGUGUCUUAUGUUCCAGUAUUCCGUUCCUUGCUAACUGAUCACAUGGACUUCGUGGGCAGAGUGAAGAAUUUUCUGAUGUUCUUUGAUUUCUUCAUGAAGAAAUGGCAAAUCCAGUCUGCGUUUGACAACGCCAUCAAGGAACAUUUUCCAGAAGACUCUAGGCCGGUUUUGUCUCAUCUUCUGAAGAAAGCAGAGCUGUGGUUUGUUAACUCUGACUUUGCCCUUGAAUUUGCUAGGCCCCUGCUUCCCAACACUGUGUAUGUUGGAGGCUUAUUGGCCAGACCUGUUAAACUAGUACCACAAGAAUUUGAGAAUUUCAUCAGCAAGUUUGGAGACUCUGGUUUUGUCCUAGUGGCCCUGGGCUCCAUGGUGAGCACCUAUCAGUCCCAGGAAGUUCUCAUGGAGAUGAACAGUGCCUUUGCUCAUCUCUCUCAAGGGGUAAUAUGGAAGUGUAAGCCUUCUCACUGGCCCAAAGAUGUGAAAUUGGCAGGAAAUGUGAAAAUCGUGGACUGGCUUCCUCAGAAUGACCUCUUAGGAUCAGUAACUACCCCAUCCCCAUUUCUUUCUGUUUUAAUUUAUUGUGCAUCCCUCACACUAGAAAGUAGAGAGUACAAGUCAGCAGCGGUGGCCGCCAGCAUCAUCAGGCGCUCCCACCCCCUGACCCCUGCCCAGAGGCUGGUGGGCUGGAUCGACCACAUCCUCCAGACAGGGGGUGCAGCGCACCUCAAGGCCCAUGCCCUGCAGCAGCCGUGGCAUGAGCAGUACCUGCUGGAUGUCAUCUUGUUCCUGCUGGUGGUCACCCUGGGCACCCUGUGGCUCUGUGGGAAGCUGCUGGGCAUGGUUGUCAGGUGGCUGUGUGGGGCCAGGAAGCUGAAGAAGACCUGAUUUGGAUAUAGUGUAGACAGUGUCUCACGGCUCAAUGGUUCUACAAUAAACACAGGACACUCCUAGUGUCUUCUCCAUAUUGGCACUUGAGGGUGAAACACAAA